This is a messenger RNA of Geodia barretti, 2221 nucleotides long. The record is from the annotation of a GenBank genome assembly. Lineage: Eukaryota; Metazoa; Porifera; Demospongiae; Tetractinellida; Geodiidae.
AAUAGUCGCGGACACACACACACACAAAACAACUACUGUAACCCUCGAUGCGCAUGCGCGCCGAGGGUUAAUGAUAGCCACUUCAGAGACAGCCCUACAGCAGCCUUUGCCUGCUGUUCCUUUGAAGUUGGAGUGUUUGCCAUUUUUGUGUGAAGGAGAAGGGCGGAGAGACCACACCGCUACAUUACCCCUAUGUGACGAGGAGCCUGGAGCACCUGGUCCGAUUCAUGAACCACAUGUAGAGAGUUUUGAGGGGGCCGGAGAAGUUGAUGAGGGGUCUAUCAAUCGGGUCACGUGGCUCUGGGAUAGGGAGGGCUGAGGACCUGGAGAGGAUCACCCGCAAUAUUCAGAUGAGGGCGGAGAAGAGGAUCCUGGAGAUGGAGGAGAGGCUGGAUAAGAAGUUCGAGAAGAGGCUCAAGGAAGUGAAGAAGAGCCUCGAGCAGAGGAUAGAGGAGACGCUCAUGGGAGUGCAUUGAUCCAGCUGGAUCAACGCACUCUCCUUUCUUCCCUUCCACCUCUGUCUCCUCCUCUUUCUUCCCUUCCACCUCUGUUUCCUCCUCUCUUUCUUCCCUUCCACCUCUGUGUCCUCACCCCCCUCGUCUCCAGGCUCCCUCACUCCCUUCGUUACCAGUCUCCCUCACUCCCCACAUCUCCAGGCUCCCUCACUCUCCAGUCUCCCUCACUCCCCCAGUCUCCACCACUCCCCCCGUCUCCAGGCUCCCUCACUACCCUCGUCUCCAGGUCUCCCUCAUCUCCAGACUCCCUCACUCCCCUCAUCUCCAGACUCCCUCACUCCCCUCGUCUCCAGGCUCCCUCACUCCCCUCGUCUCCAGGCUCCCUCACUACCCUCGUCUCCAGGCUCCCUCUCCCCUCGUCUCUAGGCUCCCUCACUCCCCUCAUCUCCAGGCUCCCUCACUACCCUCGUCUCCAGGUCUCCAUCUCUCCCCUCGUCUCCAGGCUCCCUCACUACCCUCGUCUCCAGGCUCCCUCACUCCCCUCGUCUCCAGGCUCCCUCACUACCCUCGUCUCCAGGUCUCCAUCUCUCCCCUCGUCUCCAGGCUCCCUCACUACCCUCGUCUCCAGGCUCCCUCACUCCCCUCGUCUCCAGGCUCCCUCACUCCCCUCGUCUCCAGGCUCCCUCACUACCCUCGUCUCCAGGUCUCCAUCACUCCCCUCGUCUCCAGGUCUCCCUCACUCCCCUCGUCUCCAGACUCCCUCACUACCCUCGUCUCCAGGUCUCCAUCACUGAGGCUGCCAGAUGCCUCGGAGCAGCUGACGGCUCGCUGUGCUGAGCUGGUGAAGAGACGGCGGAGGUCCCAGUCUCCAGUCACUCCCCGGCAGUGGCCAGCUCAGGAAACUGGUUCGUCAAGACAUACUGCAAGAUCAAUGAAGACGAGUGGGGCGAUGAGAACCACGACUACAGAGUCAGACCGGGAGAGGUGUGGAUGGACCGGUACGAGAUUGAGAGUCUUAUUCUGGAAAGGCUCCUUCGGACAAGUGGUGAAGGCCUACGACACAGAAGCCGCCAUUUCAUGUUCCAAAACCACCUCUGUCUUGUCUUUGAGCUCUUCUCCUACAAUCUCUACGCAACUCCAACUUCCGCGGCGUCUCUCUCAACCUCACUCGGAAGUUUGCCCAGCAGUUGUGCACGGCGCUUUUCUUCCUCUCUCGCCCCUCCUCAACAUCAUCCACUGCGACCUCAAACCUGAGAACAUACUUCUGUGUAACCGCAAGAGGAGUGCCAUCAGGAUCGUCGACUUUGGGAGCUCCUGUCAAGUCGGCCAGAGGGAGGACCUUGAGAAGGGACCGGGAGGCAACUGGAUGCUGAGGACACCGGGAGAGGUGUGGAUGGACCGGUACUAGAUUGAGAGUCUUAUUCUGGAAAGGCUCCUUUGGACAAGUGGUGAAGGCCUACGACACGGAAGCCGCCACUUCAUGUUCCAAAACCACCUCUGUCUCGUCUUUGAGCUCCUCUCCUACAAUCUCUACGAACUCCUCCACAACACGAACUUCCGCAGUGUCUCUCUCAGUCUCAACCUCACUCGGAAGUUUGCCCAGCAGUUGUGCACAACGCUUUUCUUCCUCUCUCGCCUCUCCUCAACAUCAUCCAAGUCCCCUCGUCUCCAGUUGUUGUACUGCACUUACUGCCUUAUCUGCAGUUUAUUUGGCACUUACGGCCUUUCCAUUGUUAUUUCCCCCUUCUCUCUACACAAUUCAGUUU